AUGACAAGUUUACCCUUGACGGUGACUUAUAUGUUUAAAUUAUUAAAAAGAUUCAAUUGUGACAUUUAUAUCUCUCGAUUUCUCUCCUCCUCAAUUCGCCUCAAGAAUCCCAAUCUCUCAAUCUCUCACUCUACUGCCUCGUCAGCCGAGACGGUCCUCAACCGCCUCCACAAAAAUGGCGGCAAAAUUGAGAAUACCCUAAACUCAAUGAGGCUCAAUUUGGACUCCAAACGUGUAAGUUAGGUUCUUCAUAGAUGUUAUUCCACCCAAUCUCAAUUGGGUCUUAGAUUUUUAUAUAGGCAUAGCUACUUUAUGUUUAGUAAAGUUUGUGGCUUGUUUAGGAUUAGGGAAAACCCAAGUUUGAUUUUUGAUGUUUUGGAGGCUUAUAGUGCUGAAGGUUACUAUGUUAGUGUUAAGAUGUUUAAGGUUUUGAUUAAUAUGUGUAAGGAAGCUAAGCUUGCUGAUGAGGCUUUGAGGGUUCUGCUCGAGUUCAGGUUGCGAGGGGAUAAUGUGGAUAAUGUUGUUAUAACGCUGUUUUGUGAGAAGGGUGAUUUGGAUAUGGGUGAGAGUUUGGUGAGGGAGAUGAGAGCGGUUGAGCUUUGUCCGGAUGUGAUCACAUAUAUGGUGAUGAUUAAAGGGUUUUGUAAUGCAGGUCGGUUGGCUGAUGCGUACAGGUUGUUUAAGUUAAUGAAGGAAGAUGGCUGUUUGCUUAAUGUUGUGGUGUACUCUGUGCUUCUGGAUGGAUUCUGUAAGUCUGGGGAUAUGGAGAGAGCCUUAUUGUUGUUGGAGGAGAUGGAGAAUGAAGGUGGGGAUUGUAGUCCUAAUGUAGUCGCAUAUACGACUGUGAUUCAAUAUCUAUGUGCCAAGGGUCUGUCGGUGGAGGCAUUGCAUGUUUUGGACCGGAUGGACGCUCGUGGCUGGUUACCAACUCGUGUCACGGUUAGUACUUUAAUCACGGGUUUUGUUAAGGAGGAUCAAGUUGAGCAGGCUUAUAAGUUGGCUGAUAGAGUUUUAGAAAGUGGAAGUGUCAAUAAAACUGAUUGUUAUAGUACUUUUGUCGUGUCUUUGGAAAGAUUUGGAAAACCUGAGGAGGCAGAGAAAGUCCUUAGGACAAUGCUUGAGGUUGGGAUUAAACCGAACAGUGUGGUGUGUACCAUUAUGUUAAAUAAGCGUAGUUUGGAGGGACGUAUGCUGGAUGCAUAGUGCUUGUUUGAUGAACUUGAGAAGAUGAAAUGCUUAUCUUCUAUUGACACCAAUACAUAUUAUAUUAUUUUAAUGGGGCUCUGUAAGCAAUAUCACUUGAUGGAGGCUGCGAAGCUUGCUAGGGUAAUGCUCAGUAAAGGAAUUAAACUAAAAGCUCCAUAUGCUGAUACUAUAGCUGAGGUUUUGAGUUAG
Messenger RNA from Argentina anserina (silverweed cinquefoil), 1395 nucleotides. RefSeq names its product pentatricopeptide repeat-containing protein At5g47360. The record is from RefSeq and is a predicted model, not a curated record. NCBI's taxonomy places the organism in Eukaryota, Viridiplantae, Streptophyta, Magnoliopsida, Rosales, Rosaceae. Gene Ontology annotation, molecular function: protein binding.